GGGGCAGGGGCAGCCCCCCCGACUGUGCAGGACAGAGGUGCCGGUGGCGGUGGAUGCCAGCGUGCCCAACGUGCAGGUGACGAGGCUCACCCUGAUGUGCGAGCAGGCGCCGGGGCCCAUCACCAUGGACCUGACAGGAGACCUGGAGGUGCUGCGGGGCCGGGCCUUCGUGCUGAAGGAGGGGGUGGACUACAGGGUGAAGGUGUCCUUCAAGGUGAGGCGGGUCGAGAUGGUCUGCGGGCUGCGGUGCCUGCACCUCACCUACCGCCGGGGCCGGCCUGUGGACCGUGAUGUCUUCAUGGUGGGCAGCUACGCGCCGCGGGCUGAGGAGUACGAGGUGGUGACACCGGCGGAGGAGGCGCCGCGGGGCUGGCUGGCACGGGGCUCCUACCGUGUCCGCUCCCUCGUCACUGACGAUGACAAAAUGGAGCAUCUCUCCUGGGAGUGGGGCCUCUGCAUAAAGAAGGCCUGGGAGGACUGACCCACCCCCAUCCACAUCCUGGUUUCCCCCGCCAGCUCGGAGAAGCGGUGCCUGCCAACCCGGGGGACCCGUUGCCGGCGUCGCCGCGCUUGCCCUGGUCAUGUGAAGGGUUGUGUGUGUGUGGGGGGGUCCCUUAGCGAGCGGGCACCCGCGGUCGUGGUCUUUGCAACCAAAGUUAUUUUUAAUUGCUGUUUUUUUUUAAAUACCGACGCCCGCCUGCUCCUCGUGGCGUCCCCAUCGCUGGGGCCGGGGCCAUGACCCUGCUGUGGCGGCGCCGUGCCCGGCUACCCACCCGGUCGCAGGCUGUGCUCUUCCAUCGCCAUUAAACCCUACAGACUGGUCUCUUA
Leptosomus discolor (cuckoo roller) is the source of this 828-nucleotide messenger RNA. Lineage: Eukaryota; Metazoa; Chordata; Aves; Leptosomiformes; Leptosomidae. The record is from RefSeq and is a predicted model, not a curated record.